AUGUUGGUUAAACAGCUGGGGCUGCCCACAGAGCAACUGGAGGAGCCUCUGGAAGCUAACACCCUCGACGGGAGACUUCUGGCUCGAGUCACCACCCGAACCUGCCCCGUCCAGCUCCAGCUGUCAGUCCCAGCCGUGUACCAUGGGAUUUCUGAGGUGUUUUGCAAACAACAGGCACUCUCUCUACCCCCGCACAGACCAUACGACUGUGCUAUCAACCUGCUACCUGGGUCCACAUAUCCCCGAAGCCGUCUGUAUAACAUCUCCAGGCCUGAACGGGCGGCUAUGGAGGAGUACAUUAACAGCUCGCUGGCGGCUGGGAUCAUCCGUCCCUCCUCUUCACCUCUGGGAGCCGGUUUUUUCUUUGUGGGCAAGAAGGAUGGGACUCUCAGGCCAUGCAUCGAUUUCAGAGAACACAUCCAGCAUGUCCACCAGGUCCUCCAACGGCUGCUGGAGAACCGCUUAUUUGUCAAGGCUGAGAAGUGUGAGUUCCACGCCACCACUGUAACCUUUCUCGGCCACAUCAUUGCCCAGGGUUCAAAUUGGCACUCGAAGAGUGGUGACACUGGCUGGAGGGGGCAGAGCAGCCGUUCGUGGUUUGGACUGACCAUAAGAACCUUGAAUACAUCCACGCAGCGAAGCGCCUAAACCCUCGUCAAGCCAGGUGGGCUCUGUUCUUUGGUCAUUUUAAUUUUGUCCUGACCUACAGGCCCCGUCUAGAAACGUGAAGCCUGAUGCACUGUCUCGAGUGUUUGAGAGGGAGGAGGCAGCUGCAGAGCCUGACACCAUCAUGCCCAGGGCCUGUAUUAUUGGAGCAGCCACCUGGGAGAUUGAGAAGGAGGUGAGGACUGCUCUGCAACACCAGCCGGACCCAGGUAAUGGCCCCCCGGGCUGUCUGUUUGUACCUCUCUCCGUCAGACCAUCCGUGUUACAGUGGGGCCAUUCCUCCAGACUCUCGUGCCAUCCAGGUGUUACCCGCACUCUGGCGGUUCUGGUGGCCAGACAUGAGGAAUGAUGUUCAGACCUUCGUUUCUGCCUGUCCCAUCUGUGCCCAGAAUAAGCGCUCCAACAGACCAUCGCCUGGGUUCCUACAGCCGCUUCCCAUACCACGUCGUCCAUGGUCUCAUCUGUCUCUGGAUUUUGUCUCCGGACUGCCACCCUCAUAGUCAACAGAGGUAUGACUGUUGUACUCACUGUUGUGGACCGCUUCAGUAAAUUUGCCCGUUACCUGCCUCUGCCUAAACUGCCCACACCUGAA
Molecule: messenger RNA, 1258 nt
Organism: Centropristis striata (black sea bass)
Lineage: Eukaryota; Metazoa; Chordata; Actinopteri; Perciformes; Serranidae
Exons: 3
Coding region: 1-648 (215 amino acids)
Source: RefSeq, a predicted model, not a curated record